AUGUUCUCGUCAUCGCAAGCCGCUGCGCCGCUCAGUUCGGCGCCAGAAACAUCAGCACCAGAACCCGCAACCACACCAAAUACGCAGUCUGCUGAGCAGAGCCCAGUCGAUAGGAGGGCUUCUCACGAUACACCCCAUGGCUUGAAUGCGCGAUCUUGUGUAACCUGUAGACGGAGAAAGGUCAAGUGCGACAAGAGAAACCCAUGCACGAAUUGUGCAAAGGCAGGCAGCGUUUGUGUCUUUCCAGCACCAGGACGAGCCCCUCGCAGACCGAGACAAGGUGGGAAGGUUGUCAGCGAACGCGAGGCAGAGUUGUUGAAGAGGUUGCGAAGAUUGGAAGGGGUAGUUGAGGAGUUGAGCGGGCAGGUGGAAAUCGAAGCUGUGAAGCAUUCUCCAUCAAGCGACUCUUCGUUACCUAAAGAUGCCGAUUCGGGUGACACACUCAGUGGCAAACCGGCUACUGUUCGAGUUGUGGGAAUGGAUGAGGGACAUGGAAACAGAAAGACAUGGCUGGCCAGAAGCUUCAGGAUCGGAGGCGGCCCUCCAAAGACAGCUUUCAGCGUGGACGAGCUCCAGAGCGGCGUUGGUCGAUUGGUUGUGGAUGAGGGCAAAAGCCAUUAUGUUGCAUCUCCAUUCUGGGCCCAGAUAACGGACGAGGUAGACGAAAUCCGGGAACUUCUUCACGAUCAGGACUUCGAUUCAGCGGAUUCGGAUGUACCGAUUGUACCAUCCGAUACGAUUACCGUGCCCAACCACCAGAGUUUUAUAAUGGGAUACAACAGCAGUGAUGUUAAUCUCAAGGGAUUACAUCCACUACCAUCUCAGAUUCCAUUUUAUUGGCAAACAUAUCUUGAGAAUGUUCAUCCUCUGGUAAUGAUAUUACAUAAACCUACAAUGAACAAUGUCAUCAAGGAGGUACAAAACAACUUGAACAGUCUAAGCAAGAGCACAGAAGCCUUGAUGUUUUCUAUAUACUUUGCGACCAUAACUUCAAUGACUGGGGCUGAGGUUCGAACGAAUCUUGGUGUCGAUAAGGAAGUUUUACUCCGACAGUACCGUUUUGGUGUGGAGCAAGCUCUUGCUCGGGCAGGCUUCCUCAACACCAAUGAAAUAGUCACUGUACAGGCGCUCGUUAUGUUUCUCGUUUGUGUCCGCAGACACGAUGACACUCGUUUCGUCUGGACGUUGACAGGCUUGACAUUAAGAAUCGCGCAAUCGUUGGGACUUCAUAGGGACGCAGCACAGUUCGGACUCAGCCCGUUCGAUACAGAGAUGAGGCGGAGACUCUGGUGGCAGGUUUGCGUCCUGGACACAAGGGCAUCUGAGGAUCAUGGAUCAGAUCCUUCGAUCACCGAAUUUUCUUACGAUACGAAGUUUCCAUUGUCAAUUGAUGAUGAUGAUCUCGACCCUGCGGCAACAGACGCACCGGCUGAGAGGAAGGGUGUUUCUGAGAUGACAUUCUGCCUCAUUCGAUACGAGAUCUGCAACCUCAGUAGAAGAUUGACUUACAUACCUCCUGGACCGGUGCCUUGCAAGGUUUCAGGCGAGAUGUUGACACUUGAGCAGAAGGAGAAGCUGGUCAGGGAUUGUGCCGAACAUCUCGAAGCAACAUACCUUCGGUAUUGCGAGGAUGCCGGACCACUCUAUUGGGUUGCCGCCACUGUUGCUCGGUUGAUCAUUGCCAAAAUGUUUCUGGUCAUCUAUCAUCCACUCACUCUCCCUGGUAAGCCCAGCAGUCUAUCGAACGACAUCAAAGACAGACUUUUCAUAUCAUCUAUCGAGAUCAUCGAAUAUUCAAGAAUUUUGGAGUCGGAGGCCACGACGAAGAAGUGGGGAUGGCUCUUCCACACCUACAUUCAGUGGCAUGCUAUGGCCUUUAUCUUGGGGGAGCUCUGUGUGAGGUCCAACUCGGCAGUCGUGGAGCGCGCAUGGCGUGCUGUGGACCUCGUAUUCAACGACUGGCCAGAGGCAGCUCACCACGGAAAGAGUGGCAUGCUCUGGAAGCCGAUGAGAAAACUUUUCGCUAAAGCACGACGGAAGCGCCUGGAGAACGCCAAUACUGAAAAUAUUGAUCGCACACACAAUGGCCAAGGCAUGUCGAGUAUCUACCUGGAUCGACAUCCACCUCCGCAGCCAUAUUCGAUGCCUGGUCCUUGCCCCAUGAGUAUUCCUCGUGAUCGUCAGCUUUCACAGCAAGUCAGUACUACUGGUGCUCCUUCCAAUGCAAUAUUGCCGACAACCAGUGCACCAGAGAUGUACCGCAACGACGUUUCAAUGCUAGGGCCUCAAGUAGUUGGGAUGGGUAUGCUUGCCCCCGAACAGGUACAAAUGCAAAUGCAGCAGAUGCAGCAGCAGGAUCAAGCUCUAUCGCAGCAAGCACCGUGGCUGUUGGACAACAACGCAAUGCUUGAUCUGGACAUGACAGCCGUUGAAGGGGAGAUCAACUGGGAAGGAUGGGACGAUCUCGUGCGAGACUUCCAACUGGAGGCGGACAGCAAUCAACAACCAGAUAUGGCUAGAGGACCGACUUUGGGUGGUAGCGGUAUGUGGUGGUGA
This is a messenger RNA of Cadophora gregata, 2556 nucleotides long. RefSeq lists its product as uncharacterized. The transcript has 2 exons. Gene Ontology annotation, biological process: regulation of DNA-templated transcription; DNA-templated transcription. NCBI's taxonomy places the organism in Eukaryota, Fungi, Ascomycota, Leotiomycetes, Helotiales, Ploettnerulaceae. The record is from RefSeq and is a predicted model, not a curated record. The coding region runs from base 1 to 2556 and encodes 851 amino acids. Gene Ontology annotation, molecular function: DNA binding; DNA-binding transcription factor activity, RNA polymerase II-specific; zinc ion binding.